Molecule: messenger RNA, 1947 nt
Organism: Beauveria bassiana ARSEF 2860
Lineage: Eukaryota; Fungi; Ascomycota; Sordariomycetes; Hypocreales; Cordycipitaceae
Exons: 3
Coding region: 1-1947 (648 amino acids)
Source: RefSeq, a predicted model, not a curated record
AUGGCCAUUUUUGCGUGGCUCUCAAGACGCGUAGGCGGCCUCAGUCUUAUUUCUCUGAUAUUCCUCACCUACUGGGUACUCUCACAUGAGUACAUUGCCGCUCGACGUCUCGUCAAACCCGGUUCCGCAAAUAAAGCGCCUACCUCGCGACCUGUAUAUGGCGCUGGUGUAUGGUCCUUCGUUUUUGCCUACUACUCCCUCUUUAUUCACUUCCUAGUAUUUAUUGCUCCGCUCCGCGCAUGCAAGGCCGUUUGGGACAUUACUGCUUCUCUGAGAAAAGAUGCUAGGCUGCAUGCAAUUCGCGACUACAAGAUACAUCGACCUCGAUGCGAGUCGCAGGCAUCCAUCUCGAGCUCCGAAACCCUUCACAUGGAGCGUUUGAGCAUUUCUACGUCAUCGGUUGAGCCAAUAAGUGACACUGAGCCAAGCUCCAUGUCCGAAUCUGAGGAGCCGAAGGCGAUCAGUGUCAUUCACGCCAUCGUCAUCCCCAACUACAAGGAAGAAAUCGAUACCCUUAGAGAAUCGUUGGACGUUUUGGCAUGCCAUCCAUACGCUGCCAUGACCUACGAUGUAUACCUUGGAAUGGAACAGCGCGAAGUAAAGGGAGAAGCCAAAGCUCUUGAGCUCAUCCAAGAGUUUGGUAAAAAGUUUCGUCGGAUGGACUAUACCCUGCACCCCGGCGAUAUUCCUGGAGAAGCUGCUGGAAAGGGAAGCAACAUGGCCUGGGCUGCCAAGAAGCUCAGUGAAAAGUAUUCGAUGAAAACUCGGAACAAUGUGGUGCUCACCAGCAUGGACUCCGACAGCCACCUUGCCGCCAAGUACUUUGCCAAAGUCACAAACAUGCACCUCUCCCAUCCAGACACCGCCCACUCCACGCUCUACGCUGCGCCCAUCAUCUUUGACCGCAAUGCUCACAACGUUCCCGCACUCGUCCGCACCGCCGAUGUUUUGUGGUGCGCCGCCGGCAUGUCCGGCCUGUACAAUGGUUCCGUCCUCUCGCCACCCACUUCAGUCUACUCGGUCCCGCUGGCGCUCGUCGACCGGGUUGGCGGAUGGGACACGGGUGCCGAAGCCAUUGGCGAGGAUCUGCACAUGUUUGUCAAGUGCUUCUUCGCCACCAAUGGGAACCUGACGUGUCGCACCAUCAUGAGUCCCGUCAGCCAAAGCAACGUUACCUCUGGCAGCGGCGCCGGCGGGCUUCGCGGCGCAGCCCGCGACAUCUCGGCGCGGUACAACCAGGCUCUGCGACACAUGUGGGGAGCGCUCGACUCUGGCUUUGCGUUGCGGCAGGGAGCCAAGAUGUGGCAGGACAGAAAGCUCACGAGUCGAACUUUCCGUCCUCUGCACCAGAAUACGGGUCGUGAUUUCGACCUUUACGUCCCAGACAACCAGGUCAACGGUGACGAUGCCGACACGUCAGCAGAGAGCGGCGUCUUUGCAGAUGUAAUUCAGGAGAUCAUCAAGGAGCCACACUGGGGGCGCUUGUUUUACAUGUACCAUCGCCUGUUUGAGGCGCAUUUCCUCCCUGUGCACAUGGCUGUGCUUGUGGUUGCCUCUGGCAUCUGGGCCUGGAUCACGAACGGCAAUGGUGACCCCCACGGUCUCAACUGGACGUUUACAGUGUCCGCCAUCUUGCGUACCGUUGGCUUCAUGGCCAUUGGUGCCUUUCUCUUCCUGUACGAGAGCUAUCAUCGCCUGGCUGUCAAGGCGCGUGAGCGCGAUAUGCGCCAUGCCGGCUUGGACUCGGGCAUGUCCUUCUCCCACCGCUCGUUCAGGAAGAACAUCUUGGACUACUUGCUCAUCCCUCUCGUUGCGCCUCUGUACGGUACAGUGCCGGCUAUGCAGGCGGCGGUGGCGCAGCUUUGGACCACGGAUCUUGUAUACCAAGUCAGCAAGAAAGAGAGUCGACAAAAGACGGAGACGCCGUCUGUUGCUGACUUGGUGUGA